This is a messenger RNA of Vicia villosa (hairy vetch), 2542 nucleotides long. Its product is annotated as putative indole-3-acetic acid-amido synthetase GH3.9. The record is from RefSeq and is a predicted model, not a curated record. The coding region runs from base 224 to 2017 and encodes 597 amino acids. Gene Ontology annotation, cellular component: cytoplasm. The transcript is spliced from 4 exons. Lineage: Eukaryota; Viridiplantae; Streptophyta; Magnoliopsida; Fabales; Fabaceae. Gene Ontology annotation, molecular function: acid-amino acid ligase activity.
GUCAUAUUGAAAAUUAAUAAAACAAUUUACAAGGACCCAAACGACUGUAUUACAAUUCUCCAUCAUAACAUGCAUAUCCCUAUCAAUAUCAAUAUAUAGACACAAAUGUUUCUCGAACCAUGUGAAAAAUAAGUGUUAUAUAUACUCUAUCUACACCAGCAAGUUAAUUAAGCUACACAAAUCAGUUUUUGGUAGUUCUCUUCUUUCUAGAGUUAUAGUGGCCAUGGACGGAAAGAAAUUAGAAUACAAAGGUGAAGAAGCACUCAAGGAGAUAGAGAGGCUAACAAUGAAUGCUGAUGAGGUUCAAGAAAGUCUUUUGAAGCAGAUCUUAACUCAGAAUAAAGAAACUGAGUAUUUAAAAAAGUAUAUGAAGGAAGAAACAUUCAUAACUGAUUUACAAGAGUUUAAGCGCUGUGUUCCAGUAAUCAGUUAUGAAGGAAUCUUUCCAUAUAUACAAAGAAUUGCAAAUGGUGAAGAUUCUUCUCUCAUCACUGGUCAACCAAUAACAGAAAUGUUAUGCAGUUCAGGAACAUCAGCUGGAGAGCCUAAAUUGAUGCCAUCAAUUGCUGAGGAUCUUGAUCGUCGCACCUUUGUGUACAAUCUUAUCAUGCCAAUCAUGAAUCAAUAUGUUUCUGAUCUUGAUGAAGGCAAGGUUAUGUAUCUCUAUUUUGUGAAAGCAGAAAAAUCCACACCAUGUGGUUUACCAGCAAGAACUGUAUUAACAAGUUACUACAAAAGCAAACACUUCAAAUGCCGCACACACGAUCCUUGGAGCGAUUUCACAAGCCCUGACCAAACCAUUCUCUGCAAUGACAUCAACCAAAGCAUGCAUUGCCAACUCCUCUCGGGCCUAAUUCACCGCCACCAAGUACUAAGACUCGGUGCGGUCUUCGCUUCAGCUUUUCUUAGAGCAAUUUCAUUCCUCGAACGAAACUGGAGAGCUUUAUGCGAUGACAUAAGAAAUGGACAGCUGAGUUCCUUUAUAACAGACCCUUCUUGCCGUUCAUCGAUGUCGACACUACUCUCAUCACCUGAUCCAUGUCUCGCUGAUGAAAUAACAAAAAUUUGUAACCAAAAGUGUUGGAAGGGGAUUCUGUGUAAGCUUUGGCCUAAAGCAAAGUACAUUGAAGCUGUAGUUACAGGGUCUAUGGCUCAAUAUGUUCCUGCUUUGCAGCAUUAUUGUGAAGGGAAAUUGCCUUUGGUUUGUACUAUGUAUGCUUCUUCUGAGUGUUACUUUGGGGUGAAUUUGAAGCCUUUGUCUGAUCCUCAUGAUGUUGCUUUUACACUGUUGCCUAAUAUGGGUUACUAUGAAUUCAUUCCUCUUGGACAUAAUGGGAAACUGUUGAUGGAUUUUGAUGAAAAUGAAAAAGUCCCUAAUGAUAUGCUUGUGGAUUUAGUGAAUGUCAAACUUGGUUGCUUUUAUGAGCUGGUCAUCACUACAUUUGCUGGGCUAUAUAGAUACAGAAUUGGUGAUGUGCUUCAAGUGGUAGGAUAUUACAACAAAGCGCCACAAUUCCGAUUCAUAUGUCGAAGAAACGUAGUAAUAAGCAUCGACAGCGAAAAGACAAAUGAAGAGGACUUACACAGAAGUGUCACAAAAGCCAAAAAGCUAUUAGAGCCUUAUGAUGCUCUCUUAGUGGAAUACACUAGUUAUGCUGAUACUUCAUCACUACCAGGACACUACGUAUUGUACUGGGAGAUUCUUCAUUAUGGCACAAAAGAGGACCCACUUGACCCAAACGUGCUUCAAGAAUGUUGCAUUGCAGUUGAAGAGGAAUUGGAUUAUGUAUACAGAAGAUGCCGCACUAAUGACAAAUCUGUUGGAGCUUUAGAGAUACGGUUGGUGGAGCCAGGAACUUUUGAAGCAUUGAUGGAUUUGUUUAUUAGUAAAGGGGCUUCAAUUAAUCAGUACAAAACACCAAGGUGUGUUAAGUCUAAGAAAGCACUUAAGUUGCUUAAGUCUAAAGUUAUGGCUUCUUUCUUUAGUCCUAGAGAUCCUAAAUGGAGUGUUACUUGAAUUGGUUUUUUUUUUUUUUUGGGGGUUAAUGAUAACUUUGAUGUUUUCUUCAACCAUAAAGUUGGUUGUUGUAAAAUAGUUUGCUAUUGAUCAACCAAUUUGUGCUCAUCCUAGUUUUAAAAGAAAAACUGUGCAUGCCUACCUCAUCUAGAGUUGUAGAAGCAACUUUGAGAGUAUGAUAUUAGUGCAAAUGAAACGAUAACUAAUUAAGCGAAGUAAUUAAAUACAAGUCAAUUGUAAUACUAGGGAUCCUAAUCUUUCACAAAUAGUAAAAUAAAAUUACUACCAAUUAGUAGUCGAAGACGUAGACACAAUUGAUUGAAGUUCAUUAUUUGAAUUUAUCUUUUUGUUAGUCUUUUGUAUGAUUAGUGUUAUAACAAUUAGUACCAUAUGGCUCUAUUAUUCCUAGUGCAAUUUUAAGUGACAAGGUUCAAUGGAACGAACAAUUUUAAAUUAUGGUAAAGAAACGAUAAUGAUUUGUUACUUCAACAAAGUUUACAAAAAGUUGAUAUGUGAGAUGAAACA